UUUGCGUGCCCACGAGCAGUGCGAGAGUAGAUUCCCUUCUUUAAAAGCUGGUAGAGGCUGCUUUCAAACAACUGAUGAGCAGGAAGUGGAGCAUCCCUGCAACCACCUUAUGCAUUCUUUCCUUCUUUCAAUAAUUUUAAAACCCAACCAGCUUGUCAGAAUUUGAUCCAUUGCAAAGAACGUUUCAUGAUUCUAACCAAGAAACCACUGUCUCCAUUUUCCCACUGAUCUUCUUCAGUCUCCAAAAGAGUGGGAGCUAGAAGGAAAACCCUUCUGCUCUGCUCCCCCUGGUCCUCCCCCAAAAGGAAACUAUUGACGGAAGAUUUUUUUGUUAGUUUCCAGCUUGCCUUCUAUCACAACUUUUUUCUCAAGUGGAGUCUUCUGGGCACAAAUCUUCUAAAAGGAGUUUCCACAAAUCAACAGCAUAACAACCAAGUGCUGUAUGUGUUACUGGCAAAUCCGGAAAGCAGUUCCCGGUGCAGUUAGAGUGUUUAAACAGCACUGUCAGGGGGUCUGUUCGUUCUCCACGCUACCUGUUCUCUCAGCAUUUCAGGAAUCCCACUUCUCAACGGUACGGUUCAUCUCGACAGCCAGGGAGAGAGCCUGGAUGCUCAAGUUGGGGAAUGGCGGUCAAUGUGUAUUCUACCUCGAUAACCCAAGAGACUAUGAGCAGACAUGACAUCAUCGCAUGGGUUAAUGACAUAGUAUCUUUAAACUACACAAAAGUGGAACAGCUUUGUUCAGGGGCUGCCUAUUGCCAGUUCAUGGACAUGCUCUUUCCAGGCUGCAUUAGUUUGAAGAAAGUAAAAUUUCAAGCAAAGUUGGAGCAUGAGUAUAUUCACAAUUUUAAACUUCUGCAAGCAUCGUUUAAGCGAAUGAAUGUUGAUAAGGUGAUCCCAGUGGAGAAGCUGGUGAAGGGGCGUUUCCAGGACAACCUGGAUUUCAUUCAAUGGUUUAAGAAAUUCUAUGAUGCUAACUACGAUGGGAAGGAGUAUGAUCCUGUAGAAGCACGGCAAGGGCAAGAUGCGAUCCCUCCCCCCGACCCUGGCGAACAGAUCUUCAACCUGCCAAAAAAGUCUCAUCACGCAAACUCCCCCACCGCAGGUGCGGCUAAAUCAAGUCCGGCAUCUAAGCCGGGAUCUACACCUUCUCGUCCCUCAUCAGCCAAAAGGGCUUCGUCCAGCAGCUCAGCAUCCAAAUCUGAUAAAGAUUUAGAAACACAGGUCAUACAGCUUAAUGAACAGGUACAUUCAUUAAAACUUGCCCUUGAAGGUGUGGAAAAGGAAAGGGAUUUCUACUUUGGCAAGUUGAGAGAGAUUGAGCUACUCUGUCAAGAGCAUGGGCAGGAAAACGACGACCUCGUGCAGCGACUAAUGGAAGUCCUCUAUGCUUCGGAAGAACACGAGGGUCACCCGGAAGAGCCGGAGGCAGAGGAACAAGUCCACGAACAGCAGCCCCAGCAGCAGGAAGAGUACUGAAGGGUCCUGGCAGCUCUCAACUUCGACUUUGCGUGGGAACUUUUCUUCUGGAGAAACGUGUGGCCUCCAGCUCAACAGAAACCAGUUGUUCCCAGUCUGCCAUUAACACCAACGCACUGUUGCAUACGCCCGCCACGGCGCUCGGUUCCCGUUUCCUUUGCCAAGACCCAUUAGCAGCCGGCCGUGUGGUGGCCUACCUGAGAGAUCGUGGGGUCACACAUCUUCUACUCACUUGGCUGCUUGAGAUUGAUUCUGCUCUUUUCAUUUCUUUCCAGAACAACUCUCCCCACCCCACCACCACCAACACCCCCUUUUUAUCCUGGUGUGAAACAAUGGUAAUUUGAUAUAUGGUAUUUAUAUUGGCAUUUCUCAACCCAGUGUCACUAGAUGUCACACAUUUGUGGUGCUUUGAUGUUUGCAAGUCUAACCUCUGAACAUAAAUUUGGUCAAAUAAUAAAUUGGAACAAAGGGAAAGAGAUACUUGAUAUGAAAGCCAUAAGGACAGUGACUUGUUUUAUAGGGAAAACCAGUUUCUCCCUCUACUCCCACCACUUAAGGGAAAAAAAAAAAAAGAAUCAAAACUAGGACUUCAGGGCCCAGUGUUUCUCCCUGAGCAUGUUAGACAAACUCACAGUUAGUUUUGAAAGACAUUCACUCAAGGACAACACCAUCUCAACUUAGCUCUCCAUCUGCUUGCCCCACCCCACCUCCCCCUCCCAGGUUCUCAUGCUGUUUUCUUUCUCAGGGUCCUCUUUGGUGGGCAGCCCCUCUCCCUGUGAGCUGUCAGUAAGCUACAGUCCAGAGGGGGUCUGCGUAGGUCCCGGUCCUCCUGCCUCUCUGCCCAAAGCCUGUCCUCCACGCUAGGGGACUCCUCCUGUAGAAUGCCCUGAGGGUGUGCGGCCCGAGAGCGUGAGCAUCAGGGUUCCGCAGUGAGCUGCACACUCGCCGGAAGUGAAGACCACCUUACUAGGAGCAUCAUUCCAAGGGAGACGCCAGCUUCCCAAGUCUGGUGUUGACACUGGAAUGACAGCACAGGAAACUCUAGGACUCCCAAUACCUUCUGGAAUAAGGAAUCUCCCCUCGUUCAUACUGUGGCCCUCCUUGUCAUUGACCUUUGAUAACCUUGGCAAUUCAUAAAGAGAGGAAACAUUAAUGAAUUAAAAGCAUUCCUUAUUUUUUUAACAAAUAUUUGCACAUUUUCUUAGUAUCUUUCCAAAUCUGCCUCUUUUAUUCCUUUGACAGAUGGUAUCCCUUCCUGGAUCAUUCAUUUCACUUGGUUUCUAACUUCAGAUUUACUUCACUUGUUAUUUGACUUAGCAGGUGCAAGCCAAACAAGUGUGCCCACCCCACUUGCCUCCUAACUGAAAAGCUUAAAAUAAAUUUCUGAAUUAUGUAUCCUAAA
Molecule: messenger RNA, 2880 nt
Organism: Neofelis nebulosa (Clouded leopard)
Lineage: Eukaryota; Metazoa; Chordata; Mammalia; Carnivora; Felidae
Gene: MAPRE2
Product: microtubule associated protein RP/EB family member 2
Exons: 8
Coding region: 624-1478 (284 amino acids)
Biological process (GO): protein localization to microtubule plus-end; regulation of microtubule polymerization or depolymerization; spindle assembly
Cellular component (GO): cytoplasmic microtubule; spindle midzone; microtubule plus-end
Molecular function (GO): microtubule plus-end binding
Source: RefSeq, a predicted model, not a curated record